Messenger RNA from Fomitopsis serialis, 902 nucleotides. RefSeq names its product vacuolar ATP synthase subunit D. Gene Ontology annotation, biological process: vacuolar acidification. The record is from RefSeq and is a predicted model, not a curated record. The transcript has 4 exons. Gene Ontology annotation, cellular component: vacuolar proton-transporting V-type ATPase complex; fungal-type vacuole membrane. NCBI's taxonomy places the organism in Eukaryota, Fungi, Basidiomycota, Agaricomycetes, Polyporales, Fomitopsidaceae. The coding region runs from base 55 to 819 and encodes 254 amino acids. Gene Ontology annotation, molecular function: proton-transporting ATPase activity, rotational mechanism.
UGGUAAUAUUGCCCUUUCAUAUCUGUCUUCCCGUCUUUCGUACGUGUAUUCGAGAUGUCCGGCGCCGGCCCUCGCGAAAACAUCUUCCCCACUCGGAUGGCGUUGACCAAUACGAAACUACGCCUGAAGGGCGCGCAGACAGGCCAUUCGUUGCUAGCAAAGAAGCGCGAUGCGCUGACGACAAGAUUCAGGGCUAUCCUACGCAGGGUUGACGAGGCGAAGCGGAAGAUGGGCCGGGUCAUGCAGUUGGCAUCCUUCUCGCUGGCAGAGGUCACGUAUGCCACCGGAGAUAUCGCGUACUUGGUACAGGAACAGGCGAAAACCGCGACCUUUCGUGUGAAGGCAAAGCAGGAGAACGUCUCAGGCGUUGUUCUUCCCACAUUCGAAGUCGACCGGGUGUCAGGAACCGACUUUAACCUGACCGGUCUCGGACGCGGAGGACAACAAGUUAUCAGAGCAAAAGAAGUCUACGCCAAAGCCGUCGAGACGCUGGUGGAACUUGCAUCUCUGCAGACAGCAUUCAUGAUCCUAGACGAGGUCAUCCGUGCUACAAAUCGUCGAGUCAAUGCCAUUGAACACGUCGUCAUCCCUCGUCUGGAGAACACCAUCAAGUACAUCUUGAGUGAGCUCGACGAGAUGGAUCGUGAAGAAUUCUUUAGGUUGAAGAAAGUACAAGGCAAGAAGAAGCGAGAUGCAGAAGCAGCGGAAGCGCAGCGAAGACUGCUUGCAGAGGCACAAGAGUCAGUGGACUUCACCCCGGAGGUUGGUGGUGGAGGCGGCGACUUGCUAAGCAGCAAAGACGAAGACGUUAUCUUCUGAUUCACAUGCCUUUGUGUAUACCAGCUUUCAUUGACUUUGCUCACUGGAUCGGCUCUCAAUGAAAUGAUGUCCACGCCAUGACG